This is a messenger RNA of Chanos chanos (milkfish), 1554 nucleotides long. RefSeq names its product gliomedin (gene gldn). The transcript is spliced from 9 exons. The record is from RefSeq and is a predicted model, not a curated record. Lineage: Eukaryota; Metazoa; Chordata; Actinopteri; Gonorynchiformes; Chanidae. Gene Ontology annotation, biological process: signal transduction. The coding region runs from base 1 to 1554 and encodes 517 amino acids. Gene Ontology annotation, cellular component: cell surface.
AUGUUGGAUCCACUGUCAGACAUGAGACGCCUUGGGAACCUCAGGUCGUGCUGUGGAAAAAUGUCCUGGAAGUUGCGUGUUCUGCUUUACAGCAUGUGCGUUUUGAUUCUGGUGAAUUCGGGAGGCCUGAUUCUGCUUUUGGUCUGGCAGAACCAGCUGUCUGCGAGGGUGAGCGAGUUGGACCUGAAAAUGCACGAGGUGUCGGAGAGCGCGGUGGUGGAGCUGGUGUCUGCGCUGAACCAUGACACGAGGCUCCAGGAAGAGCAAUACCAGUAUUCACGCAACAAGAGGAGCCAGGAGCUGAAACAGGAGCCACAGCAGGACCUAAACCAGCUGAACAGAGCUGAACUUCAUGAAGACAUGAUGAUGAUGAUGACUUACUCCAUGGUGCCAGUCAAAGUCCUGAUCGACAUCUGUAACAGCAGUAAAGGCGUCUGUUUGACUGGACCACCGGGAUCCCCUGGUAUCUCAGGAUUGCCUGGAAUAGAUGGAAAACCGGGCUAUAACGGGUCGGAUGGAAUACCUGGACUUCCAGGAGAACCAGGAGCACCUGGGAAGCGAGGGAAAAGAGGUCCUCAAGGUGAGAGAGGAGAGCCUGGAGACAAAGGGGAGAGAGGAGAUCCAGGACCUCCUGGUGAAAAAGGAGAACCCUCUAAUGAUGUCAUUGUUGAGGGCCCCCCAGGUCCAAUAGGGCCACCAGGUGCCCCAGGUCCUACGGGUCCGCCCGGUCUACCUGGUCCCCCGGGCCCUCCUGGGCCACUGAGACACAGAGGCCAGAGAGGUCACCUUCACGCCGGCCAGACGACAGCAGAGUGCAUCAUAAAGUCACUGAUGAACCCCAGGAAUGUGACCAAAAUGAGUAUCACAUAUGGAGCCUGGAUGGCAGACAGCGCUGCACACAGCGAUGAUCGGAUUUGGGUGGCAGAACACUUUUUAGGUCGAGUUGUGAAGGAAUACAAGAACAUUGCAUCAUUCCAGAAUGGAACUGGUGAAUCUAUUGACAUAAAGAAGUUUUACCAAGGCUGUGGGCAUUUGGUACACAACAACUCCAUUUACUACCAUAUUGCUGGGACUUUCAAUAUUGCCAAAUUUGACCUUCACACCAAGGCACUGCAGACACUAGCCAUAGACAAGGCCUUGUAUCACGACCUGUCCUACUUCCUGCCAAAUUCAAAGACUUAUUUCAAACUGGCUUCAGAUGAGAAUGGGCUAUGGCUCAUUUUUGCGUCCAGUGACGAUGAAAGCAUCGCGGUGGCAGAGCUAGACGAGAGCAUGUUCUCCGUUACAAAGUUGAUCAAUACGAGUUAUCCCCGAAGCAAGGCCGGGAACGCUUUCAUCGUCUGUGGAGUUCUCUAUGUGACCGAUGCCAAAGACACUAAAGUAACGUUUGCCUUUGAUCUGUUGAGAGAAAAGCCAGUGAACAUCAGCUUUGACCUUAGGUCUCCUGCUGGUGUUUUGGCUAUGAUCUCGUACAAUCCAAAGAGUAAACAUUUAUACGUUUGGGAUAGUCUAUAUGUGAAAACGUACGAGGUUCACUUCCUGUCUCAUCAGUAA